AUGAACACCUGGAUUGGAGGAGACGUCUGUUUUGGAGGGGACGUCUGUUUCCAACUCGACGUUUUGGCGAGAGGAGAGAGAAGAGGGUGUCGUUCUAAUACAACACUUACACUUACAAUUGCUUUUGAUGCAGCCGUUAGAUUAGAUCCAAUGGUGUUCUCACGUAACGUUCGCACAUAA
Molecule: messenger RNA, 180 nt
Organism: Prunus armeniaca (apricot)
Lineage: Eukaryota; Viridiplantae; Streptophyta; Magnoliopsida; Rosales; Rosaceae
Source: the annotation of a GenBank genome assembly